This is a messenger RNA of Zymoseptoria tritici IPO323, 465 nucleotides long. RefSeq lists its product as uncharacterized. The annotation marks the transcript as partial. Lineage: Eukaryota; Fungi; Ascomycota; Dothideomycetes; Mycosphaerellales; Mycosphaerellaceae. The record is from RefSeq and is a predicted model, not a curated record. The transcript has a single exon.
CUUCACAAUGCGCCUCCAUUCGCAGCACUGUCGUACACCUGGGGCCAAGACGAUCCAAACUGCCACAUCGAGGUCAACUCAGGCAUGUUGCCUGUUACCAAGAAUCUAUUACGAUUUCUCUUGCAAGCGCGACAGCUUCCUGCCUAUGCGAGCCGGUACUUCUGGACCGAUGCGAUAUGUGUCGAUCAGACCGAUCUCGAGGAACGCGGCCAACAGGUCAGCCUGAUGGCUGAUAUCUAUAGCUCGGCCGCUCUCGUGGUCUUGUGGCUUGGACCUGCCUACGAGGAAAGUGAUCUUGGCAUGCGUGCUUUCACGAGAAUCAGGACGACGACCCAGUCCGACGACACCAAGUCGCAAAUCCUGUGGCGUUCGCGCGAAGGCACCGCAAUACGCCGGUUAUGCGAGAGGCGGUAUUGGACUCGAUUGUGGGUACUCCAAGAACUUGCUUUGGCGGACCGUAAGAUC